ACCACAAACCAAGAUCUUAAAAUAUCUCUUCCAUACAAGUUUGUUUUCAAAGUGUUUUUGUCUCCCAAAUCCUACUCUUGUGACCACAAGCCUUCACUUCACUCUCUCUCUCUCUCUCUCUCUCUCUCUCUCUCUCUCUCUCUCUUUUUUGAAACCCUUUUUUCUCUUCUCAAACCAAACCAAGCAAGCAAUUAUAUUACACUACUCACUCACUGAGACCAUGGCUCCUAAUAUCACCACCGUCACCGACGCUCAAGCCAAGGCCGCCGGCGGGCGUGGCCGUGCCUACGUCACCUUCCUCGCCGGAAACGGUGACUAUGUGAAAGGUGUCGUUGGCUUGGCCAAAGGUCUGAGGAAGGUGAAAAGCAUGUACCCUCUGGUGGUUGCAGUGUUACCCGAUGUUCCAGAACAUCACCGAAACAUUCUCACCUCCCAAGGUUGCAUUGUUAGAGAAAUUGAACCCGUGUACCCUCCUGAGAAUCAGACCCAGUUCGCCAUGGCAUAUUACGUCAUCAACUAUUCCAAGCUACGUAUUUGGGAGUUUGUGGAGUUCAGCAAGAUGAUAUACCUAGACGGUGAUAUACAAGUGUUUGACAAUAUUGACCACUUGUUUGACUUGCCUGAUAACUACUUUUAUGCGGUGAUGGACUGUUUUUGUGAGCCCACUUGGGGCCACACUCUGCAGUAUCAAAUCGGAUACUGCCAGCAGUGCCCUCAUAAGGUUCAGUGGCCCACUCACUUUGGGCCCAAGCCUCCUCUCUAUUUCAAUGCUGGCAUGUUUGUUUAUGAGCCCAAUCUGGAUACCUACCGUGACCUCCUUCAAACUGUCCAAGUCACUAAGCCCACUUCCUUUGCUGAACAGGAUUUUUUGAACAUGUACUUCAAGGACAAAUAUAGGCCAAUUCCUAAUGUCUAUAAUCUUGUGUUGGCCAUGCUGUGGCGUCACCCUGAGAACGUUGAGCUUGAAAAAGUUAAAGUGGUUCACUACUGUGCUGCUGGAUCUAAGCCUUGGAGGUACACAGGGAAGGAGGAAAAUAUGGAGAGAGAAGAUAUCAAGAUGUUGGUGAAGAAGUGGUGGGAUAUAUAUGAGGAUGAGACUUUGGACUACAACAAUCCAUUCAACGUGGAUAGGUUCACUGCGGCACUUUUGGAGGUUGGUGAAGUCAAGUUCGUCCGUGCCCCAUCUGCUGCUUAGAGUGUCUUUGGAAAUCAAGUGUGAUCCAAGUACAUAGGAUAAGAUAUACAGACCCAUACAUCAUUAAGUUUUAUGUGUUUUUAAAGUGUUUAGAGGACCUUUUUAUGUGUCCCUUUUUUCUUUUUUCUUUUUCAAUUCUGCCAUUGUAAAGCAGUGAAAUACCAUGUCCUUAAUUUUAUUAUUGGAUAUGAAUUUUAUUUUGUACGUUCUCUU
This is a messenger RNA of Glycine soja, 1408 nucleotides long. RefSeq names its product galactinol synthase 2-like. Lineage: Eukaryota; Viridiplantae; Streptophyta; Magnoliopsida; Fabales; Fabaceae. The record is from RefSeq and is a predicted model, not a curated record. Bases 221 to 1195 code for a protein of 324 amino acids. The transcript is spliced from 4 exons. Gene Ontology annotation, molecular function: glycosyltransferase activity.